Neohortaea acidophila is the source of this 1929-nucleotide messenger RNA. RefSeq names its product gamma-glutamyltransferase. The transcript is spliced from 4 exons. Gene Ontology annotation, biological process: glutathione catabolic process. The coding region runs from base 108 to 1874 and encodes 588 amino acids. Gene Ontology annotation, cellular component: plasma membrane. Lineage: Eukaryota; Fungi; Ascomycota; Dothideomycetes; Mycosphaerellales; Teratosphaeriaceae. Gene Ontology annotation, molecular function: glutathione gamma-glutamate hydrolase. The record is from RefSeq and is a predicted model, not a curated record.
CGUUCUUUCUCUUUCCGCAUCAAUAUUUCAUUUCAAAGCGCGAAGGGAUCUCGAUUUUGCUGUCAUUGGGCUCGAUCUUGGAGGAGUGGGCUAGAGAAGGUCUUGCAAUGGUUCUACCACAUCUUCUUGCAAUGGCUUUCCUUGCCAGGCUGGCGCUGGGCCUAUCACUCUCGAACAUCCUCUUAUCGCAAAACGCAGACGCAUCGCCCGCAUGGCUAUUAGAAGACUACGAUGUCUCCAAGGCGCUAUCAAACGCAGAACGUAACGGCCUCGGCGCGGUCGCAUCAGAAAGCGCGAUCUGCUCCAACAUUGGCAUUGAUAUCCUCAAGAUUGGAGGCAAUGCGGCGGAUGCGCUGGUGGCGACGGUGCUUUGUGUUGGGGUGAUUGGGAUGUAUCAUAGCGGCAUUGGAGGCGGCGGGUUCAUGCUCGUUCGCACGAGCGACGGCAAAUACGAGGAUAUCGACUUUCGAGAGACUGCACCCGCAGCUGCACACCAGGAUAUGUACCAAGGAAACGCAAACGGAAGCGUAAGAUCUGGCCUGGCGAGCGGAGUACCUGGAGAGCUGCGGGGCUUAGAGUACCUCCACGAGCGACACGGUGUUCUGCCUUGGAACAUGGUGGUGAUGCCUGCCGUGCGAGUCGCUCGAGAAGGCUGGCUCGUCAAUGAGGACCUCAUCCGUUACAUGAAUGCAGCCAUGUCAGAGGAGAACCAAUUUCUUGUCGAUGACCCAGCUUGGGCCAUCGACUUCGCUCCCGGCGGCAAGCUCAUACAAGUCGGCGACACCAUCACUCGGAAAAGAUAUGCGGACACCCUGGAAACAAUCGCCGAGCGAGGGCCUUCUGCGUUCUACGAAGGCCCGAUGGCGGAAGCGAUGAUUCGCGCUUUACAAGCAGCAAAUGGAACCAUGACGAUGGAGGAUCUGGCAAACUAUACCGUCGCCAUUCGAGAGCCCGUGCAGACGAAGUACCGAGACUUCAUCAUACGGAGCAACAGCGCGCCAUCUUCGGGACCUGUCGCUCUCUCUGUCAUGAAUAUCCUCGAAGGCUUCGACGGCAUGGGAGAUCCAUCCGCGGUGCACCUCAGCACGCAUCGACUCAGCGAAGCCUUCCGAUUUGCCUACGGCCAGAGAAGUGGCAUGGGCGACCCGGAUUUUCUAGACGGCAUGUACGAAUUUCAGCGAGAAAUCCUCAAUGCAUCGACUGCCGCCAACAUCCGCUCCAAGAUCAGCGACGCACAUACAUUGAACGUGUCCGCCUACGAUCCCUCGGGCUUCGAGAUUCUCGACACCCCUGGCACCUCGGCGGUGGUCGUUGCCGACUCCUCGGGGAUGGCGAUCUCCUUGACCACGACGAUAAACUUGCUGUUUGGGUCGCAGUUGAUCGUUCCAGAGACUGGGACCAUUUUAAACAACGAGCAGAACGAUUUCUCCAUUCCAGGGAAGUCCAACGCCUUUGGCUUCUUGCCGUCACCGUCCAACUUCAUCCGCCCAGGCAAGAGGCCGCUGUCUUCAAUAUCCAAUGGCAUAGUAGAGCACGCGGACAACGGCUCGCUCUACUACGUCGUAGGAGCAGCAGGAGGCAGCCGGAUCAUCACCGCCACCUUACAGAACCUCUGGCACGUCCUCGACCACGGCAUGACGCCUAUCGAAGCGCUUGCCGCGCCGAGACUUCACGACCAACUCAUCCCGAAUCAGUGUUUUUUCGAGUAUGCCUACGACAAUGAUACCGUGGCGUUUAUGAAGACUAGAGCGCAUAAUGUUACAUGGUUCGCUCCUGGCUCUUCGACGGCCCAGAGCUUGAGGAUGCUGCCGAAUGGCACGUUUGAGGCUGCUGGCGAGCCGAGACAGAAGAACUCUGGGGGCUUUGCUAUUUGAGUUACGGUAGAGAUUAUAGACUUGUUGAAUCGUCUCCUAGAGUUGUAAGGACAGC